Messenger RNA from Scylla paramamosain (green mud crab), 8371 nucleotides. RefSeq lists its product as uncharacterized. Bases 373 to 2517 code for a protein of 714 amino acids. NCBI's taxonomy places the organism in Eukaryota, Metazoa, Arthropoda, Malacostraca, Decapoda, Portunidae. Gene Ontology annotation, molecular function: zinc ion binding. The transcript is spliced from 13 exons. The record is from RefSeq and is a predicted model, not a curated record.
CUCGUCCACUUCAGUGCAGGUUUGGCUGUGAGAGGAAAGGGAGAUUUACGUCAUAUCGGAGCACAUGCGAGGCUCUUCCGAACACUUCGAACUAUUUUCUUAUCCUUGACUUGAACUGCGAGGACUUAAGUCAGUGCUGGUGCGGCGAACGGCUGUGUGGAGGUGUGGCCAGGUCUCUUGGAGGAUUUUCUUCAUCAAAGUGCCGUCGUCUGCUGGCUCAUUGGCUCAGCUGAUUCCGACAGGAACAGGACAGAAGGAACCCUCGUCGGCGGUAGUGGUGGAAGUGGUGAUGGUGAAGGAGGAGGAGGAGGACAAGUAAAGUGAAAAGCGCGGGAACCCUCUUUGUUGUCCAUUUGCCGCCGCCUGACCCUGAUGAUGAAUGCGGGCAGGCAAGACAACACUGGCUGGGGCGGCAUGGUAGGCGGGAACAGCGGCGCAGGUGCAGGGGGAGCCCGGUCGGGGUACACCGUGUUGCAGCAUGGCCCUCCAGCACCCACGCCCGCCGCCUCCAGCAACCACGCCACCACACUGCACGCCUCCCUAAGCGAGUCACUCUAUUCAUCCCUCAGAAGCUUCUACGAGAGCAUGACCAAUAAUUUCUCAGACGCUUGCCAGGCCAACUGUUCGGGCCGCGGCGAGUGUCUCAACGGGACCUGUGUGUGUUUGGUACAAUAUGAAGGAGACACGUGUCGAGAGCCCAACUUGGCUUACUUCAUCAGCUUCGCCACCGUCUUCUACCUGAUCGCCGCCGUCAGCCUCGCCCAGCUGGUGGUGUGCGUGCGUGCCGAGUAUAUGAGACAGAAGACACCAUCCCUCCGCCGUGCGUGUCGCGUCACCACUCAGAAGAUGCUUUACGUCAUUACCUUCGUUGCCGCCACGUUGCGAGGAGCUUACUUCUCCUCUCCGGCAAACGCUGACCUCAAGUUGGCACCGUCUUUCGUCAGCGCCUUCUACCCCAUCAUCCUCAGUGGCGGCUCCCUCAUUGUCUGCUUCUGGGCCGAGGCUUUCCAUCUGAGAGACAUCAGGUGUGAACGACCCAGGUUCCUGAGCAAGUCCUUCUGUGGUUUCCUGACCUUCAAUGUGCUGACCUACUCCCUCCUGGUGGCGGAGAUACUCCUCACUCGACAGACAGGCACGCUGGAGGAACGGAGCUUCUUUACUCAUAUCUUCAACGGGUGUUAUGCUGUGUUGCUCUUCAUCGUGGUGGUGUUCUUCCUCAUCUAUGGAGUUGAGGUGUACUUCAAGGUGCGUGGGGGCUUCAUUGACGACACCAUAAUUGUGGGUCACGUCCAUUCCCGCACUCCUCCCCAGGACCUUCUCAGCCACUCCCUCCCUCCCCUCCUCAAUUCUUCUGACACUGAUCCUUCCUCUUCCUCUCCAUCAAUCUCAACUGAAUCUUCCUUAUCCUCCUCCACUUCUCCACUGUCCUCCUUGACUCCCCUUGCUCCAUCCUCACCAUCCAAAAAGAAACUUUUUCCAAAGUCUGCCAGAGAGGACAGGCCUUCAGAAGAACAGGAUCCCUCCACUCAACGCCUUGUUCCCGAGCAGCUGCAGGUCAGUGGAGAAGUGGUAGGUGUGGCACAUCCCCAGCAGGGCAUUGACCAGUCACAGCUUCACCAGUCUAGGUUUGGGCUAGUGUUCCAAGCCUGCAUGCUUAUGAUCACGGUCUGCUUCCUCUUCUCAGACGUACUUGGAGGAUUUUGGAAGAACAGAGUUCCCUUAAUGUCGAGGAAUGCAUAUGACAUCAUCUUUCGUGUGGUGGAGCUUGGGGUGGCCCUGUGGUUCCCAUGUGUCCUGUGGAACUGCAUGUCUCCUGAGCAGCUGUGGAUCCUCAACCCUAAAAAGAUCCUUAAGAAGCUGGACAUAGACCGCUCUCUGGAGCUGGGACAGAAAGUGCCACAAAAGACAGGUGAGGGAGCAUCAAGUGAUGGGGGUGCUGAGUGUUGGAUAUGUUAUGACACGGAGCGUACUGAUGCUGGUCCACUGAUCCAGCCAUGUGACUGCCGGGGGGAUGUGGGAGCAGUGCAUCAUCAUUGCCUUCGCAAAUGGCUCAUGGAGUGUGCAGAGAACUCCUCAGAGAACUUGUCAUGCAAGGUGUGUGGGGCAGUGUACCAGCUGGAACGGGGACGUGCCUGGUGGAUUGGUCAAGGGUUCACCACUCGCCAUUGGCUCCAGACUGCCUCAUUGGUCACUGUCAUGUGUGGCACCAUUGCUGGUGCUUGGACACUAAUCCAAAUGUAUGAUGAUGCAUACAUUCGGUCCCUGGCAGCUGGAGCCACUCUGCUCAUCAUCUAUGUCUGCUUAAAGUUCCUUGGCUUCAACACAUUCAGUGCAUACCAGCGUGCCCGUUAUUCAGCAGUGAAAAUUUUGGGAAGACACUUUGCCCAGCGAGAGACCUGCCCACCAGUAGAGCCAGGAGUUCCAACUGCAUCUGCCAAUGUCUCUACCAUCAGCUCUGAGGUCUUAGUAGAUAUGAAUGCUACAGGUGUUCCCAAAAUGCCUGAAGCCACCAUCUGAAAUUCUUACAUAAGUUUCUAAAGUGUUUACAAUUCAUUCUGUAGUGUAUAUUUGUUGCAUAUUGAGAGAGAGAGAGAGAGAGAGAGAGAGAGAGAGAGAGAGAGAGAGAGAGAGAGAGAGAGAGAGAGAGAGAGAGUGGAUGCAGGCUGGCUUCUGCUGCUAUGCUCUGUGGAGGAAUGCUGGCAUUCAUGAUAUCCAAAGAAAAGCACCAUAAUAUAGUACAUAGUUUUCUCUUGUACUUUGUUAGAUACUCUUGUUCCUGCCCCAUGAGUGGCAUUGUGAUCAGGAGUAUUUGCUGAAGUGAAAGUUUGCAGUAGCACAAGAGAGUGGCAGCCAGGACCCAAGACUUAUGAAAUAGAUAGUCUUGAGAAGGACAAUCAAGGCUGUGGGUCUCCCUCCCUUUAGAGUGGUGAUGGUGUUGACUGAACUCAAUACUGAAAAGUGAUCAAUUAGUAAAUAUUAUGGGUUGUGGCAUGAAUAAUAAUCAUAAGUGACUCAGCUGUGGUGUUACUCUCAUCACAUAUAUUUUCUUGAAAUAAGUACUGUGUGUAUUUUAUAUACUUGUAGAAAGUUACACAUUGAUGUUUCAUCAUUGAUGGAAACACUCAUCCAGCAUUCAUUCACAUCUCACCUGUAUACAGACAUCAAACAUGCUUGCUCAAUGCAAAUGUCACAUUUCAGACACACACAUCAUCAUCCAUAGUGCAGGAUAAUAACAAAUGAAUCACGUAUUUUGCAUAUUCAUGUCAUUUUCAUGUUCAAUUGAAAAUAAUUAUGGGAAGUAUGAAUAGUUUAUAUUAUAUAUAAUUUUCAUCCUAAGGAGUCACAGGAAUGCUACUUGUUUGCUGCUGCUGCUGCCAUCAGUCCAGUAGGCUGAUCUCAUACCAUCCGUAAAUUAUAUGUAAUUUUGUGUCACUUUUACAGAAACAUACUUGCUAGGUUGUUCCCUGAUCUUUACAAAAAGCAAAUGCUAAGGUUUUCAUAAGCUUCCAACCAAUGUAAAACUGCUUGCAUGUCUCAGUUGUCAUUCACUGUUUGUGUAAGAGCAUUAAAUGAGUGAGUAACCAUGGCAGCAGUUGUUCACAGUAGUGAUAAGCUUUUCCAUGAAUGAAUGUGCACGUAUCUGUCCACCUAUAGGAAUAAUAAUUCUGCAGAGCAGGUUAGUAGCCAAGUGACUGCUAUAUGUAUAUAUAAUGGAAAAUAGCAUUCAUUUGUGAUUAUAAGUGCAUUGCGUUUUUUUUUUAUAUUUGAGAGGAUAUACUACACUAGUCCUCCCUGAGAAUCUCUCACCCAUACCUCACUCACCUUGUCAGUUUCAAAAGCACAUGUUUAACAAGGUAUUCACCCUGUGUGCAAUCCAAAUAAAAGUGUUUGAAGAGAUUUCUCAGUUGGUCCAGUCAGUGUUUGUGACUAUGUUUGUGAUUGGCCAAAAGUCUUACUGGUACUACUUAAUAACACAGGAUCCCUGCUGUCAUCUCCUGCUUUCUAUGUCUAACUAAUAUCCUCCUGUCGGGUUUUGGCAUGAUCAAUGCAAAAUACUCUUGCCUAUUUAAGUUACAUGGUCACUCAGAAUGUUGUGUGCAGCAUGAACUUUUCAAACUGAUAAGGAGGUGAGUGGGAUGCGAGUGAGAGAUUUUCAGGGAGGACUAGUGUGGUUUCUACCCUCUUGAGUAUAAAAUAUGCAAUACAUAAGAAUGUACAGUAGAUGUAGGAAGUUAGCAGAAUUGAGUUGCUACAUUUAUCUUAACAUCCUGAAAGUGCAACAUCUAGUUUUAGAGCUGAAAGUAUGGAAACUGUUGGUUUCUCAGAAGAAUGGAGAUAGGAGGAGGAACAUUUGUGUUCCUUCUCGUCCAUCUUGUGAGGAAGGAAGUUGCAUUCAUCUUCUUCAUAUUAGAGCAGAUAUGUAACCAGGUUUCGCAUGACAUCUAUAAAUAAUUAUUGUUUAUAUAACUAGAAAUGCUGUGGCAAACUUAUAGAGACUGUGGCUCUUUAUAGGAAGCUAGCAUUAGGUAUAACUGCUGGAGACAGGUUGUGAUAAUGGCUUUAAUUUAUUAUGUAUUAUCUUCAAUCAUAUAAAACCACUGUUCAUAUUAUCUUAUGGGGAAAAACAGAAAGUAUUAAAUGUAAGCUAUCAUCUAAGUGAUCAAAGCAUUUGUGUGUCCUGUGGCAAGAUUUGUAUUGAUCGAUGGCAAACAAGAUUUGAUUCAAAAACCUCAUAACAGAGUAACUCAUAUUACUGUAAUUUACUCCAGAACAUUAAGAACCAAUGAAUUUAAAAUAUGAAUAGCAUAUUUACACAAUAUAACAUAUAUUGCUUUGUGGAACUUUUACAUCAUAUACAAUCUAUAACACUGAAAUGGUAGAGGCAAGAAAUCUGAGGUGAUAGAGAAAUCAAAAUUUUUCCCUUUGAAUAUAUAGGAAUAUGGAAAUAGAUGAACAAUACAAAAAUGAAGAGCUUAUGGUGCAAUAUAUAUAAGUGAGACGCUAGGGAAACGUGAGGGGCAGAGAUAACUUGGUUGAGGGGUGAAAUUUGACAGACAUGUGGUGAUGAGAAUAUUUCUUUUCUUCUUUUCUAAUUUUUUGUACAUAAUUAAGGUUCUGAAGUUCAAGAUUUGUCAUUUUUGCUGAUAUUUGAAACAUAUGAGAGUCAGAUAAGUACUCUAGAUCACAAAAUACUGCAACAUUAAAUGGAACUUUUAUAAAGUUCACCACAUAUUUUAUCUACAUGCCCAGUGAGUUGUGCAGAGAUUAAAAUCAUCUUGUGUGUGGAGAUGUGUUAAUGCCAACUCCAGAUACCUACAUCAGUGUGUCUGUACAUUCUGACCUUCCAGUUGUGACCUAUAAAUGAGGCUGUGCCUCAGUUUUUAUUUUGUGUACUAUAUUUCAAAUUUAUGUAACAGUAAAAUAGAGUAUUACUUGUGUCAAUAUGCUUUAAAAUUUCUUGUCGUUACUAACAUUGAACCCUUUUCCUUUCCCCCAAAAAUGCCUUUCAUUCUGAUCAUUACUUGAUAUUUCAUAUACAAAACCUCUGUGCAACUUUAGUUAACAUAGGCUUGCUUUAAUCUGUCAUCUCUGCCACCCACAUGCUGACCCUGUACCUGAGCCUUGUCUGGCCCUGUAUGGAUUGUAUUUUUGUCUCUUAUAGAGAAGAAAUCAUUACUUUUCCUCCAUUUAUAUUGUAGCAUUAGGCAUGUUUUAUGUAAAUGUCUUUUGGAAAAAUUUGACAUGUCCAAGUGUUCCACAGUAAUAUAUUAGCUUGUCUGCCAAAAUUAAAUAUUGUCUCAACUUGUCAGAUUAUAUUGUGUGAUGGGACCUCAAGUGAGAGAAGUCUGUCAUCUGCUAGACUGGUAUUCUGUUCAUUAUUGCUUGGUUAUAUGGUAGGUGGUGCUUUCCUUUAUGUCCAUAACAUAAUGUGUUGGUCAAAUGAUUUAUGGACAAAGGAGAAUGAAUGCAAUAGACCAAAAGUGAUUUGGAAUCCUGUUAGGACUGUGAUAUGCUUUGGUGUAGGAUUUUGUGAUAUGAAGAGGGCAGUUUCAUUUUUGUACAUUAUUUAACCACUAGUUAUUGUUCAUACAAGCUGGAAAGAGAGGCCCCAUGUGUGUUUUUAUUAUCUGAACUGGACACAAUUUAUUUUAAUUUAUUCAAUAAGGCUCCUUGUGAUAGAGUAGGUAAGGAUGAUUAAAUUGAAGGGUCAGACUAAUCUAGAGAUAGCUUAUGCCUGUACUAUUUAUACUGUAAACUAAUUGCAUUUUUUGUUUGUAUAGGAAAUUCAAGAGUUCUAUAUAUCAGAUACUUCAUCUUCCUGCCAAGUAGCAUAGAAGGGAUAGAUGCUUGUGUGUAAAUUUCAGUGUAUAGCAUGUGAAAUUGAGAAGGAUAAAAAAAAAAAAAAAAAGAAGAAGAAAAAAGGUGCAAAAUGUGUAUUGACUCAAACAGUGAAUAGAAGAAGCAGGGCAGCUCCCUGUUAUAGCUUGAGGUUUACUUUCAGUAUAUAAAUUAUAAUUAUUUCAUUAUAAGGUUACUCAUGUUAUCAGAGGAAGACAUGUUUUAUGGAGGUCUUGGCAAUAAUACACUCAUUUUACUGUAUAGGUAGUUGUCAGUUGUGGUGCAAAUGACCACCCAAUCCAAAUCCAAUAUUCUUAUAAUUAUGUUGAAAAGAUAAAAACUACCAAAGUAUAUUUUCACUUGAGAAUUAGUAGUGUAAUAGGAAUCUUUAUAGACAGCAUAUCUCCAGGAGUUGUGUGUGAUGUCUUGCUUGAUGAGAACUUUGUAUGGUAUUCUACCACAUAUUAAGCUCCUUCUUGAUAACCUUGCUGAGGAUGUGCAUCUGUUCCUUGAAUCAUGCAGAACUUGUGGUGAAUCACACACAUUCUCUAUGCACUGUAUAGCUGCCAGUAAAAAAAUUCACUCCAUUUGUGUGUAGCAUUUAAUAAAUAUUUAUUUCUAAAUAUAUUAUCUAAUAUAAUAAUACAAAUAUGAUACUUUUCUCAACCUCUGCCAGUGUUAAUGAGAAGGGGGAGAGAUUACAACAGUAUAUUAUUAAAGUUCUGCUCAGAAAAGGAGCUGAAUUCUCACUAGUGGCUAUACAUCAGAUAACUGGAGCCAAGUAGAAGUACCUUUCAUUCUACUUAGUUUGUAAACUAACAUCUUGACAUCUGUACCUUUUCAGUCAUGCUGGAGAAGAAAUAUAACUUGAUUCUUUGAGUGCACCAAGACCUGUGCUGGAUAUAGGUAAAGCAUUCAUUUCAUGUGUUAUUUCCUCCAGUUAUCACUAUUGUGUCAUAUUUUACCUUGAUCAUAAAUGAUAAGUAUAUUAGUGACACCAUAGUAUUGUGGAGUUUGUUGGUGUUCUGCAUUGGAGAACAAGGUUCUCAAUAAUUAAUUAUAUUUGAGCAUUCCCAAAACUUAUCAACAUAUUAAUGCAAAUAGAAAAUAGCCUGAUAUAAGUAUAAGUUUAUAUUUUACAUUGCUUAAUCAGAAAUUCUGUGCCUCUCACACACACACACACACACACACACACACACACACACACACACACACACACACACACACACACACACACACACACACACACACACACACACACACACACACCUUAUAUUUUACUGGUUGCAACACCUAGUAUUUGAAAGUAGAUAAUCCUUGAAGUGUUCUGCUAAAGGACAAAAGGCAUGAGUUUGGGAAAACAGGGUUUAUGGAUCUUUGAGCAUACUUCACUGUUGUCUUAUAGUGUAUGUAGAGGCUACCACCAUCAAUAACAAUUAUUUCAAGACUGUUGGCUCUUUGUACUUUACACAUUCCUUUUUAAAAGCUGACACACUGCUGAGUUUUGAAAUCUUUAUGCACUUGCUGCACUACUUUUUAUGUGUAGAGUUCAGGGGGGAAAAAAAAAGUUGAGAGAGGCUAUCUGCCACAUUUCAAGAAUGUGGCUAAACUGUAGUAGAUAGGGUACAGUAGAAUCUCAUUAAACCAAAUGGCACCUUGAAAGGCUACUAUGGAUAGGUUGGAAAUCAGAAUAACAAUUUACUUGUAUAUUCUUUUUUAUGUACAUAUAUUGUUAAAUGACAAUCUCAUUAGAUAUUUCCCUAUACUAAGGGACUGUCCUAUGAUGACACUGCUGCAAGUGUGUGUGACUGGGCAUGCAAUAAGUACAUAUGGAGGAAAGUGGAUCAGGUUGGUAGCUGCCAAAAUGAGGGGUGGAUGAAACUUUGGUAGAGAUUAACAAUCUGCCUGGUGAUGGACAUGAGAUCUCAUGGUUUGCAUUCCAUCCAUAUUAAUCAUGUUAGUACAGUAAAUUUGAAUUUGUCUUGAAAACUGAGUUUUGAUAUAUGCAUUAUGAAUAAAUAGGAUUUCAUGA